AUGGCGGCCAGACGCAACAUUCCUUAUUCUGUUCUUCCUACGGAGGACAGGGAUGAGGACAAUAUUGACCGUCGGUUCACAUACACCCCAAAAUCCUUGAGGAGGAUCCCGUGGAAGUCGAUUGCCCUAGCAUUAUUCCUCCUCUUCCUGGGAAGCUCUCUUCUGUUCCUUUCGUAUUUUAUAUUCACAGGUCACAUGGAGGGUGAUAGCACUCAGGUGUAUGGUCUAUUGUUCCUGGGUAUCCUUGCCUUUCUUCCUGGUAUGUCAAUUAUACAACUAUAUCACUUCAGUUUCCAUAUUGUGAUUGAUAUGCCAAUGUUUCAUCUUCCAGGGUGA
Triticum turgidum subsp. durum (durum wheat) is the source of this 336-nucleotide messenger RNA. The record is from the annotation of a GenBank genome assembly. NCBI's taxonomy places the organism in Eukaryota, Viridiplantae, Streptophyta, Magnoliopsida, Poales, Poaceae.